AUGAGUGAGUCUGCGAGCGCUACCCUGGGCCUCCUCCAGCGCCUAAGUGACGAGAAUAGGACGGAGGAGCUACAGAAUGUGAUUGCGGCGUGCAACUUUAUGGGGCUGAGGCUGCUGUGCCAGGAGCUGGGCAUUCGCAUCCGGAGCAGCAAGUACGAGGCGUACCAGACCAAAGACGGCUACGCAGAGAUCAUUUUCACUGAACUGAGGGCGAAGACCAUGCGUCGCGAUGUCCCCCCACCGUCGUGCCACUCGCCCGCCAAGAACGCGCGUGAUCUCACCCCAGUGAUGACUGGAUCGCCGGUUCCGGAAGCUAUGGUCACAUCCGAAGAGGACGAAGCCCCCGCCCACGCCGCUCUGCAGCAUCCAGCAACACGCGACGAGUGGGAAAGCAUGCUGAACCCCAACUUUAGACCUGUCAGUAAGGACAUUUUGGAGCGCACGCUCUUGAUGGUAUCGAUUGAGAAGGCAGGCAGGGCGCUGAAGGAGCUCUUCCACCCUGACUCCGACGCUGCCAAGGUUGUGCGCGCUGAGCUGACAUCGCGCCUGGAGCGACUGAAAGGGCUACAGCAAAAAGAAAAUGGAGAGGAAAAAUCGCAGCGGGCGUCUACGUUUCCGUGA
Molecule: messenger RNA, 621 nt
Organism: Phytophthora sojae
Lineage: Eukaryota; Oomycota; Peronosporomycetes; Peronosporales; Peronosporaceae
Exons: 1
Coding region: 1-621 (206 amino acids)
Source: RefSeq, a predicted model, not a curated record